Lepidothrix coronata (blue-crowned manakin) is the source of this 556-nucleotide messenger RNA. RefSeq names its product apolipoprotein E-like. Bases 16 to 471 code for a protein of 151 amino acids. The record is from RefSeq and is a predicted model, not a curated record. NCBI's taxonomy places the organism in Eukaryota, Metazoa, Chordata, Aves, Passeriformes, Pipridae. The transcript is spliced from 4 exons.
GGGGACAAUUUGGGGAUGGGACAGGGUGCCACCAUGAAGCUCUGGGUCGCGCUGGUGGCAGCGGCGCUGCUGGCAGGCUGCGGGGCCGAACUGGCCACCCCCACCCCCACGGCCCCCCCCACCUCGAGCCCCCCCUCGCGGGUCUGGAGGGUCCUGGGGGUCCUGGGGGCAGCGGCCGAGAACGCGACGGAGCGGCUGCGGGAGAGCCCCCUGGGGCAGCGGCUGCAGCAGGUGGUGUGGGAGUUCCGGGCGCUGCGGGACGAGGCGCGGGACCGCGCGGCCGAGUACGGGGUGGAGGCGAAGGCGCUGCUGGAGCAGAGCUGGGGGGACCUGCGGGCCCGGGGGGCUUCGUUCGCCCGAAAGCUGCGCAAGAGGCUGAGCCGGGACUCGGAGGAGCUGAGGAAGCGCUGGGAGGGGGGGGCCGCCGCCCUCAGGGCCCUCUGGGGGAUCCCCGAGACCUCCCGGGAUUGAGGGGGAGCGCCCCAAAGUCCGGGCGCGGGGCCUGAAAUGGGGAGAGUUGUUGGAGGCGCAGCAAUAAACGAUGAUGGAGACGCUC